AACAAGUCGGGGCCAGGUUGUCGCCGCGCCUUCUAUUCACUUGUUCCUCGGCAUAUCGGGAUUCCAUAAAUAUAAAAGUCGAACAACAACAACAACACAAAUUAAGAUGAAGAAGAAAAACGAAACAAACAAGACAUUUUAAUUUGUCUGUUCUGACAAAAGUUAGCAUACGGAUACAGCAGUAACCAACCUCAAGACAUUGUGUGCAUGUACACUAUAGGUAUUGGCGAUACACACAGACAGCAUUCUGUAUGGGAUUGCACAUCUUUAAUGGAUCAUAACAAGGAAUCGAGUAUCUAGUAACUUAUUUUUAGAAUACAGGCACAUGGCGAUAUAGGUGUAUUAUAAGUAUUGGUGAUAAGAAAAGACUUCAACAGUAUUCUGCACAGGAGAUCGAUCACACAUCCUUAAUUGGUCAUAUCAAUGACCCGCAUAUCGAGUGAUACUGUUUAUGAGAAUACAGGCAACUGACUAUGGGCAGACUAUAGGCAUUGGUGAUAAGCAAGACUAAACAGUAUUCUGUAAAGGGGGUCAAGGAACCGAUUAUCUAGUACAUGUAAUUUGUUUCCAGAAUACAAGCAACUGACUCUUAAGCAAUGUCUUCGAACCCCAAACAAAAAACAAAAUACGUUCUAGUUAAGACGAUAUACACGAAGCUCCCUGGUGACAAGGAAGAACCGUGUACCAUCGACAUGACUGUGUUAUGCCAGGGUGACAUGGAGGUGAUUGUUGUGGUGGACUUCAACAACAAGGCUCUGAAGGCCUACUGGACGUGUCCCGGACAGACACGAGAUUUGUCCAGCUGCUGUCUGGAGUUUGAGCACCAUCCCCGUCGUGUGACCAACGUCACAGAGAACCAGGUGGUCGUGACGUUCUGGGACGAGCCCGAGGUGGCCGUCGUCAACGUCUUGCCAGAGCUGCGACUGAAAACGCUCGUGUCAACGCAGAACAGACAGUGCGGCGUGGCUGUCAUCCCUGGAACCGUGGAGAUGGACGACCACAAAUUCGUGUUCGCGAGCGAGAACCGCAUUGCGAUACACGAUUCUGAUGGUUACAUAUUGAAAAGAAUUUGUAGCCCUAACGAUAAACAUCGCCAACGCUUUCCAGUUCCUUGGUACUUAUCGAUGGCGGCCAAUAACGAUAUCCUGGUGUCUGACUUUGAAAAGGGCGGAGUAACGUGUGUGACACAGACGGGGAACGACAAGUGGUUCUACCAGACAGAAGGUACCCCUCGUGGAGUGACGUGCGAUUCAGAUGGAUAUGUGUAUGUCGUAGAGGGAGUUACUAAUCGGGUGACUCUGCUCACUCCCAGUGGCGACUUCAUCAGUUCUGUGCUGCGGGAAGAUACGAAACUUCCCUGCAUAUAUGGCUUGGCGUUUGGGAACAGUGGAAAACUGUACCUCUCGGAGUAUCAUGGCCAAAUUGGUAUAUUUAAUCUCAUUAAAAAUACUGAUGCUUGAUUCAUUAUAAUGGCAUGAGAUGUAGUACAUGCAUCAUAAACUGUAAACGAGGCCGAGUCAAAUGGACGUAAUGAUAAGGUUGUGAUUGCUCCCACGAGUCAAUGUCAUGUCAUAUUUAUAGUCCUCUUUUUAAAAAGCCCUUGAAUUUUCAGUCACGGAAGCCAUUUCUUUGUGUUUUCUUUUAUGCAGUUAUGUACAUACAUGAAAUAAAGACGAAACUUAGAUACAACAAAAUGAGAUACAUUUAAGUUUUUAAACUAUGGCUAUCCAACAUAUAGUUAAUGCGACGCUUGUGUGUAGAGAGAGAGAGAGAGAGAGAGAGAGAGAGAGAGAGAGAGAGAGAGAGAGAGAGAGAGAGAGAGAGAGAGAGAG
Messenger RNA from Gigantopelta aegis, 1832 nucleotides. RefSeq lists its product as uncharacterized. NCBI's taxonomy places the organism in Eukaryota, Metazoa, Mollusca, Gastropoda, Neomphalida, Peltospiridae. Gene Ontology annotation, biological process: protein polyubiquitination; proteasome-mediated ubiquitin-dependent protein catabolic process. The record is from RefSeq and is a predicted model, not a curated record. Bases 597 to 1460 code for a protein of 287 amino acids. The transcript is spliced from 2 exons. Gene Ontology annotation, molecular function: ubiquitin protein ligase activity.